Messenger RNA from Durusdinium trenchii, 2331 nucleotides. NCBI's taxonomy places the organism in Eukaryota, Dinophyceae, Suessiales, Symbiodiniaceae. The record is from the annotation of a GenBank genome assembly.
AUGCCCAAAACAAAGAAGAAGUCCAAGAAGCAGCUUGAGGAUGAGCUUCAGAAAGCAGCUGAAGAGCAGAAACGACAGGAAGAAAAAGAGCGACUCUUCAAGCUCGAAGAGGAUGCACUUGCAGCUCACCGCGAAAGAUUAGAAAUCGAGCUGGAGGGCAAGAACAGAGUACUUGAAGCUGAAAGGCUCGAGGAGGAACAAGAGAUGGUGGUCCGUAUGAAAGGUGAACGAAAACGGUGUUUGGAUUACGAGCAGUCGAAGCUACAAGAGAAGAUCGAAUGGCAAAAAUUUGUCUCUUGCACCUCACGUCCCAAUGUCAUGUUUGAGAGUGAGAUCACAACUUAUGUCACCAUGGUGCGUGAGGAAAGGUCGGACAGGGAAUCUGUGGAGACAGCCAUUGAGAAGUGCAAAGCCGCUGAAGAGGUAGUUGGUGAUCUCCUGGAGCUCUACUGCAAAGCAUGUGAGGAAGGAAAUGUAACACGACAAGACUGGUGCAUGCACUACAUUGGUGAGAUUCGUGAUUUGGAAGUGGAACUGAUCGAUGCAGCCACAGCUCACUUGUUGCUCUACAUUGAAAAACAAGAGCCCAACACACACCUGCAGGUCUACUUGCAGUGGGGCAACGCAAACGACAACAUGAAGGUUGGAUUUUGGGGCCACUUGCAGAGCAAAGGCUUCCGUGCCAAGUCCAUUGAGCAUAGCAAGAUCCAGAUAGGACUAGAUUUGCCAAAGGCGAUCCAACUGCAGUCCAUUGGACAUUGCAUCGGGGUGCGAUCCUUGUACACCACCUUUGACAGUGCACAGGGUAAAGAUCCCGUCCAAAUGUCUAUUGGAGGCAUGAUCAGAGUAGACUUGCUCUCGAUCCCUCCGUUUAGCAAAAAGGUCAAAGGAUGGACGAUUCGACAGGUGCCUGCUCCGGGCAAGGAGCUAAUGAAGCUGCCAUAUCCAAACACGGAGCACACGACAGCCAGCACUGCCAUUGCUGCGCCUUGCAAGAUUGACUACAAGGUGCCCAGUCACGUGCUGGUCAGCAAAAACCCUGUAGUCUCUUGGUGGGAUGCAUCCGUGGAGCGUUGGUCCACAGAAGGGAUCAGUGAAAUUACCUGGGAGCAGGAAUCGAGGAAGAUCUCGUUCUUCACUGCAAGGCUUGCAUCAUUCUCCAUCACUCAGGAGCGUCACAGCGACUUGCCCUACAAGCAUUGGAACAUGAGGCCUUGUGAUGACAUGGUGGUGGAGCUCACGGUUCAGGCUGCCAGGUAUGAGCUACGCUUCAUGAUCUCAGAAGAUGGACUCAGGCUCAAAGGACCUCAGCUGCCAGAGCUUUUGGACGUUAUGUUUGAACCUGGCAGCGGAGAGGCAGGAGGCUUGAGCGGACCAAGUGGCCGACGACCUCGUAUUCGCAGUCCAGCGACCCUUUUGAACGAGCUCCGCGAGUGUGGGCUGAAUUUGAUGCCCAAGAACUCCGAUGCAGACCAACUUGAAGGCUACACUCCGAAGCAUCCUGAAACUCAGGCCAGGGCAUACUCGGACUUGAGCGAAAUAGCCGCUUUCUACGACAUUGCUUCCUCAAGACACAACAAGGACUUGCCUGCAGAGCGUGCCCUUGUGCGAAUUCGUGAAAAUGAGUUGCAUGAGGUCUUCAACCCCCUGGAUGCUGAUGGUGACAAUGACUAUCAAGCCAUUAUGUUCUUUCCUGACAAAUGUUGCCACGUGCAGUCGCUCGAAGGUAUUUCACCCUGCAGGGAAGCCAUGGCUCCUGGCCAUUUCACGCAUGCUAGCCUGUAUCUUUGCUUUGCAGAACCCUCAGACUGGACAUUGACAUGAGUGAUUUUCACAGCAUUUACUUUAUGAUACUCCAUUUAAAUCUAUUAACCAUAUGCAUAUAUUUAUACACAUGCAGUAUAUCCUUGGACGUUGAUAUGCAAAACCCUGCCAAGCGAUACUUACGCACCUCCAGUGUUCAUUUGCCAAACGCUGCAAAACGAUACUGGACGUCCCAACUUUGAAUGCAUGCCAAACACAUAUUGUAAUUUUGAAAACAGCUGACAUGCUCCCAAUCUGGUAAAUGUCGCGUUUCCUUUAAGACAGGAGCGCACUGUUGCAGAGUUGACAGCUCGACAGAAAGACCCAAGCCCAGACAAGCGAGGUUUUACACAGCCUAUUUUUGCAUUUUGCAUCAUGAUGAAGUGUUAUUUCUUGGAGGUUCAAGUGGCGGCUCAUUUCAACUCGUAGCUUCCUUCUUGUUACUACUAGUAAGGCACUUGUUACUACUAGCGAUGCACUUGUUGGUGCAUUUUGCAUAGGAGAAAGAUCCAUCACCGGGUCCUGCAC